AUGGAUAUUCAGUUUACUCCCAUAGGGAAAAGAAGGGCAGAAGGAUUUCAAGUCUUACACAAAUACCCAUCAGAAGAAGAAUUCAACUAUCAAAGAAAUUUAAUUAAUGCUUUAAAAGAUACAACAAAUAUAUAUCUGGAUAAUGAUAAUGAUGAUAGUACAAAAGAAUUUAUAAAUGAUUAUAUACCUAAGAAAAGUAAUAGAAGUCCACUUAGACGAGUGAAUAUUCAGAAUACUGGUUUUGGUGUAAAAGAACUGGAAGAAAGAAUUCAUCGAUUAGAAUCAGAAGCAUUAGAUUGGAAAUUAAAAUUUAAAGAAUUAUUUAAAUCAUUAGAAUUAAUGAAUGGAGAUAGAGAUUUAAUUGUUGAAAAUGCUGAUCUUAAAAAACAAAUUAUAUUAUUGGAGCAAAAAAUACGACAAAAUUCUUCAAAAGAAAAAAAUCAUUUACAAGAAAGUUUACAAAAGGAAUUGGAAGAAAAGGAAGAAAUUAUUGAAAAACUUAAGCAUGAUACUGAGACUCAAUUAGCUGAUAUUCAUGCUUCAAUAGAGCAAACUGAACAGGACAAGCAAAAUCAGUUAGCUGAUAUUCAUGCUCUUUUAGAACAAUCGGAAUUGGAUAAGGAGAAAUUAAAAGAAUUGCAAUUGGAAUUAGAGCAAAGGAAUCAAAAUUUGAGCGAUGAUGAUGUUAAACGUUUGGAAAAACAGUUAAAGAAGGAGAGAGAAAACGUUGAUGAGUUGGAAAGAUAUGUACAAGAGCUUCAACAAAGUAAAAAUGAAUUAAUUCGUAAUGAUGAAAAAACUAUCAAUCAAUUAAAUAAAACAAUAGAAGAAUUGAAAAAUCAAAGAUCAUCUACGGAGAGUAAUAGAAUUAAAGAGAUGAGUAGACAAUCAGAAAUUGAUAAGUCCAGGAUUAGAGAGCUUGAGAGAUCAGUUCAAGAUCUAGAACGUCAAAUAAGGUCACUGAUGAAAGAUUUGCAAAAUAGUAGUAGUUCUACUAAAGAACUUGAACGUCAGCUUUCACAAAAGAAUUCUCAAAUUAACGACUUGAAAUCUCAAUUAUCAUCAGUCAAGAACCAACUUGAAUCUUUAAGAACAGCCGAAGAUUUCAACACGAAUCAAAAAAUUAGACGUUUAAACCAAGAAUUAAGUAAUGAAAAAGAUACAGUGAACAAAUUGAAUCAAAAAUUACAAAUGAUUCAUGAAGAAGAGCAGAAAAAUCAUCAUUCAAAACAUCAAAGAGAUAAAUUAGUUGAAGAGCAAAAACAAGUCAUCAAUGAAUUACAAUCAGAUUUGAAAUUAGAAAUACAACAUUCCGAUGAAUUAAAAGCCAAAAUAGAUGAUUUAGUAACAAAAAGAUUAAACAAUGACAAUUUAGAGAGACACAUUAUUUCCCUUGAAACUGAAAAUGAACAAUUAUUAAAAAAUCAUAAAAGAUUGGAUGAAGAAAAUGAAAAUUUAUUAGAACAGAUAAAGGAAUUAAAAACAGAUAUGAAAUCAAUAAUUUCUGAAAUUGAUGAUUCAAAAUCUCAAAUGCAAACUAAAAUAAAAAAUUUAGAAGAAUUGUGUGCUGAUUUAGAAGAAGAAAAUAAUUUGUUAAGAUCAACUAAAUCUCAACCUGGUAAUGAUACAUUAUAUGAAGAUAAUGUUGAAUUAGUUAGAAAAUUAAGAUCAAUGCAAAGAAUUUUAGCAGAACUUGGAAUAUCUGAUGAAGAAGAAUUGACUCAAUUUGAUAAAAAAUUAAGACAAGUUAUAACAGCUAUGAAAGAUAGUGUCAAAGAAAGUGAUUCAUUAGUUAAUGAAUUGAAAAGGGAUUUGAAACAUUUAGAUAAUGAAAAUAAAACAUUAAUUGAAGAAUUGAGAAUAUCUCAAGAAGAUAAUAAAUUAUUAUCAUCUGAUCUUAAAAUGGUUCAAAAUGAAAAUAAACUGUUGGAUUCUGAUUUAAAAAUUGCAAUUGAAGAUUUGAGAGGACUUAAAAAUGAAAUAAAUAAUUUACAAGAUGAUAAGUUAUUAGAUCAAAAACUUUUGAAAAAAGAUCUUGCAACAUUAGAAAGUGAAAAAAUUGAUUUAAAAAAUCAAAUUAAAUCAAUUGAAAAUGAAAAUUCAAUAUUGAAAAAGGAUUUAUUAUUCACUCAAGAACAACUUAAAAAAAUUGAACAAAAGGAAGGAGAAUCAGCCAUACAAGCAUAUCAAGAUUUCCAAUUAGAUAGAGCUCGUAAUGAUGUAAAUAAAAUAACAGAACAAUUAAAAAAAGUUAAUCUAAACCAUGAGUCAGAGUUAAUUCAAUUAAAAGAAGAACAUCUUAAAAAAGUUAAAAUUUUACAAGAUCAAUUAAAUGAAUCCAAGGAAGACUUAUUAAAAGCUAAUGAAAAUUAUAAAAUUUCAUCAAAUCAAUUAUGGAAUAUCAAGAAUAAAAUUCAUGGAAAUAAUGAUACAACAAGUAAAAUUAGAUUUUUAAGAGAUGAAAGUAAUUAUUUUAAAAUAAGAUAUAAAGAAACAGUAUUAAAAAGAAAUGAUUUUGAAUUUUUAUAUAAUUUUUUUAUAAAUCAAAUUAAAUUAAGUCCAUUUUCAAUAGAUGAUAAUUCAAAAUUUAUAAAAUUAGGAAUAUAUCCAAAUUAUACUAGAGGAGAUGUUAAAAAAACCCCACCAACUUUCAAAACUAUUGCUCAAUUUGUUCUAGCUGCUAUAAGAUUGAAAAAAAGAACUGAAAAUGUUAAAAAUAAAUUUGAACAUGUUAAUAAAAUUAAAAAUAAAUUGGAUUUUGCUAGAUCUAAAUAUAAAGAGUAUAUAAAUGUAUAA
Molecule: messenger RNA, 2796 nt
Organism: Lodderomyces pseudojiufengensis
Lineage: Eukaryota; Fungi; Ascomycota; Pichiomycetes; Serinales; Debaryomycetaceae
Exons: 1
Coding region: 1-2796 (931 amino acids)
Source: RefSeq, a predicted model, not a curated record